AUGAGCAUUGUAAUCCCUCUGGGAGUCACCACACCAGAUACAUCCUACUCAGACAUGGCCGCCGGAUCAGACCCUGAAUCAGUUGAAGCCAGUCCAGCAGUUAGCGGAAAGACCAUCUACACAGCCCAUAGUUAUCCAGGCAGCCAAAGCCACGGAUACAGAGGUCUGCCAUAUGCGGAUCACAAUUACGGAGCCCCUCCACCACCUACACCCCCUGCAUCCCCACCAGUCCAGGCCAUCAUUCCCCGUGCUGCAGAGGUGAACGGCAUUCACUCACCAGAAGAAGAGAACUCUGGGGAUAGCGACAGCUCUUCUGAGGGUGAGGGAAUCAACAGCUGGUGC
Molecule: messenger RNA, 342 nt
Organism: Staurois parvus
Lineage: Eukaryota; Metazoa; Chordata; Amphibia; Anura; Ranidae
Source: the annotation of a GenBank genome assembly